Messenger RNA from Tuber aestivum (summer truffle), 2241 nucleotides. The record is from the annotation of a GenBank genome assembly. NCBI's taxonomy places the organism in Eukaryota, Fungi, Ascomycota, Pezizomycetes, Pezizales, Tuberaceae.
AUGAUCGCUACCCGUCGUGCACUUCGAUACUUACGGCUGUCAAGACGGCUCUCGCUUCGAGAUCCUCCAGUCCGGUCCCGCCAUCUUCACACACCACCUCCGAACCGUUCGGAGGACUCGUCGAUCCAUUCUCCUCUCUUGUUGGCCCCCCCUGCGGUGACGAUAAAACCCCCCGUGGAAGAGUAUGUUCGACAGAUACGCGAGCAGUAUGGGGACUGCCUCCCCGCCGGUCUGCUUGAAGAGGGUGAAUACAAACUCUACGAGAGGUACUAUGGCCGCCCGACCCGACUGCUGCAGCCUGGCGAGACGCUUGAGGUGCAUCCCGAGGAAUGGGAGGAACUUGGGGCUACUAUGCACGAUGAGGAUGGAGCGGAGAUUUCGGAGGAGGAGGCCGAGACGGAGUCCGACUCUGACCAUUUCCCGCCCCCAAAGACGCCUGGGGAGGAGGACUUGUACGCACAGGUCGCCCAGCGAAUCGCCCACCCCGAAGGGGUAAAAACGGAGGAGGGAGGUCAGGACCACGAUAACCACUUCCGUGCAGGUUCUCCUAACCUCUUCCGCACACACCCGCUCACGUCCAUCGGUCGCUUCGCAACCUAUCCGUUCGCCAUCCAAUUCCCGCCAUCGAUGAAGCACCGGACAAAGUCUGUCAUCGCCAAUGUCCCCACCUCGCAUCUAAUAGACUCGGCGCAAGCCACCCUCGGCGGUUCACCAUUCAUACACUCGCCCAUCUACUCGAAGAAGCGGAGUAAGCGCGAGCUGCAAAUUCCCUUGAACCCGACUACUGCUCAAUUUUCGGAUAUGGAUGCGCAUGUGUUUCUCACGGCCUUGAUGCCGGGCCUAUACGCGCAGUGCUUGAGUUCGUUGACCGAGCUGCGGAGGCGAUUGGGCAGCGAUUGGGUGCUCGGUGGGGAUCGGGGGGAGCAAGGUGUUAGGAAUGUGCUUGAUGUGGGGAGUGGGGGCGCUGGUGUGCUUGCUUGGCGGAGCAUUGUUGAAGCGGAAGAGGAGAGAAGGAGGGAUGAACUCUCCGAGAGGACGGGGAAGCCGUUGCCAGCGGGGGAGAGGAGCGGGCUGCGCGCUGUUGUUGUCACGGGGUCUAUCGCUCUUAGGCGGAAGGUAUCGCAAUUGUUGGACGAUACCAUAUUUAUUCCCCGAAUGCCGGAUAUCUAUUUCGAAAACCUACACCACAUGCCAGGCGUCUCGACGGAGAGGAACAAGGCCCAGCCGAGAAAACUCUACGAUCUGAUCAUUGCUACAAACAGACUCCUCCCCAUAGUGAAGUCUUUCUACCGCCACCAAGUCAUUGAGCAACUCUGGUCGCACCUAAAUCCGAAUGGCGGCGUCCUUUUGAUGAUCGAAAAAGGCACGCCAAUGGGCUUCGAGGCCAUCGCCAGCGCCCGCUCCACCAUCCUAAGGAACUACAUCAAGGACGUUGGUGAAGCCUUCCAGCCCCCCCCGACCGCAAAUGCCUACGGCGACCCCACCGACCCCUCCAUCGAAAAGGAGCCCGGUGCCAUAAUCGCCCCAUGCACGAACCACGAACAAUGCCCCUUAUUCGCCUUUGGCCCCACCGACGGCACCCGCCGUAAAGACUACUGCCGCUUCCCACAACGCUAUGUACGCCCCGGCUAUCUGCAGAAACUUAUGAAUGUGAAGCAGUCAGACAAGAACCACGAGGACCUCGAGUACUCAUACGUUGCCUUUCGUCGUGGCGCCGACCACCGCGCCGACACGAAGAACAAGAUCAACCCAGCAAUGGAGGACUUCGCCCCAAUCCCCGUCGAUGGCGAACCCGCCACGUCGAUUCUGGGCCCGUACACGAUGCCACAACUCCGCAAUUACAGUCUAACCCUCCCGCGCAUCAUCGUCCCACCCAUCAAAAGCCACAAGCACGUCACACUUGACGUGUGCACUCCGACAGGCUUAGUCGAACGUUGGAUUGUCCCUUGGAGCCUCGGAAAAUUCGAGUACAGAGACGCGAGGAAGAGUAGGUGGGGUGAUCUCUGGGCGCUCGGAGCGAAAACCCGCACAAAGCGGAACAUAAAUAUUGGGGGCGAUGGCGGCAAGGUCAUGUCAAAGUUGGUUGCCAUCAAAGACCCCCAUGGCGAUGGGGUGAGGGCUAUUGUCAAGGAUAAGACGCCUGUCUACUUGAAGAAUCGGAAGAGGAAGAUGAAGGAGUUGAAGAAGGCCACAAGGCUUGAAAGGAAACGAGAGGCUAAGGAGAGGCAUGCUGAAAAGGUU